AUGUCUCCUGGAGCGAUAUUCUCGAUCUACCGCAAAUAUAUUCGCGAAGUCAGAAGGCUUCCGCACAUCUACCUUCGCCAGUUCUACCAGAUCCAGGGUUCGGAUACCUUCCGACGCGUCCUUCAGACCGAGCCCGAGGGCAUGAGACGCACGAAGCUCAAAAGAAUAUUGAAGGGCCUACGACGGCUGCAACUGGCAAAUACGGGCAAUCACAUUGCGUUUAACCGCAUGCUCGAUGUGGCCUAUGGGAGGGUUGGGAAGCUACGAUACGAAUUGUUAGAGCCGCUGCUCUCUGACCCUCGUGCCACACGUCCUCCUCCCAUCAUACCGGGGAAUGAGAAAUCACGGCCGCCUGUCUACUCCACGGAGCUCAAAGCUCUUCUCACAUCCGCUUAUUCUCGCAAAAACCCUCUGAAGGAUAAAGACCUUGCAUUUCCUCCCACAUUACCCGAGCGUGCCAGACCCGGCUCUGAAGAAGCUAAGCUCUUAGGUCCCUUGAGUAAACGGCGCGAAGUGAACACGCGAUGGCGCUUUUUCACCACAGAAGUGAACAAAGUCCUUCCGCCCCUUCAAAUCUCAGUCGAACCUCCGUCGUCUGACAGCGGCACGAAUGGCGAUGCGACGCAGCCCCGGUGUUUCGGUUUUGAGGAAACUAACCUCCUCCAGCAAGUAUUCGACUUAGCAGGAUACCCCUGCAUUUCACCAUCGCCUACUAUUAGGUGGCAACGUGGUCCUGGCACUACCCCAGAACGCUCUAGCAAUCCCUUUGACGGUAAACUACCAGUUCGUUGGCUCCGGCGGCGUUACCGGGAGCUUCUGGGACGUCUUCCUAUCUUAACUUACCAUCCUGCCAAAAGCGAAUCUCACAGCUACACGGUAUCUAUACCCAGGAAUGCGCUGAUGGGAGGAAAGUUGCAGACGUCGCGACUGCGUUUCGUCGAUGGAGAAGACCUUGCAUGGCUACGAGACAUAACCUCACGAUAG
Messenger RNA from Pisolithus orientalis, 984 nucleotides. RefSeq lists its product as uncharacterized. Lineage: Eukaryota; Fungi; Basidiomycota; Agaricomycetes; Boletales; Pisolithaceae. The record is from RefSeq and is a predicted model, not a curated record. The transcript is spliced from 4 exons. The coding region runs from base 1 to 984 and encodes 327 amino acids.